AUGGAGAAGAUCAACGUGACCACCUCUGAACAAUGCGAGCGCACGCAGACGGAGCAGAGCGAGGAUGCCUCGUUUGGCUCUCCCGCGAUGCUGCAAGAAACCGUGCAGGAUGCGGACUAUCGGCUCGGCGUGCGGACGAUGCUCGCCAUCACGGCACUGGCUCUGGGCAAUUGCUGUGCUGCUUUUACCAAUUCCUCCAACACCAGUAUCCGCUUUCAAGUUGAAAGCGUAGGAGGUGCCAAUCUGGCCAGCUGGAUUGGCAACGCCAGCUUCCUUCUCACGCUGACCUUUGGUCCCAUCUUUGGCUUUCUCGGCGACCGUGUUGGCAAGAAAUGGUUCAUGGUCGGAGGCGCUGCCAUCGGCGUCAUUGGUGCCUGCUUGGCUGGCUCCGCGCACAGCGUACAGCGCAUCAUUGCAGGCCAGGUCCUGUCCGGAAUCGGAAACGCCGGCUGCAUUGUCUCCAUCGCCGCAAGUCAAGAGAUUACACCCAACAGACUACGACCAUGGGUCAUGGGCUACACUCAAGCCUUGGCCAGCUCGGCAGCCUUGCUCGGAACCUACUGCGCCGGGGCGUUCGUCAAAUACGAGAGUUGGCGAUGGAGCUACUACAUGAACGCUUUCGUCUACGCCGUUGCCGGAACGAGCAUCGCGUUGACCUACUUCCCGCCUCCACCGGCCAUUCGACGACGCGAGACACUCUCGGCCAUCUUCAGCGGCCUGGAUUACAUUGGCAUCUUCAUCCUCAGCGGAUCUCUGGCAUCCUUGAUCCUCGGCCUCACAUGGGGUGGCACGACUUAUCCGUGGGGAAGCGCACCAGUCAUCGCAACUCUGGUCGUUGGAUGUGUUGGCUUGCUCGGCCUGGGGCUGUACGAGGGGUACUGCAAGAAGGACGGCAUUUUCGACCACCGAUUCUUCGCCAACCGCAAUUUUGCAAUCCUGCUCUUCGUCUGCACCAUCGAUGGCAUGCUGUUGCUCGGUGUCAACGUCCUAUUCUCUCAGGAGAUUGCUACCCUCUUCACUACCGACUCGGUGCGCAUCGCAGUUAUACUUUCGCCCUACUUGAUCACCUCGCUCUUUGGCUGUCUCCCUGCUGGAUACUUCAUGUACAGGACCAAGUCUUAUCGCACCAUACUCGUCAUUGCCUUGGCUUGGUGCAGCCUGUUUACAGGCCUCAUGGCUCUCCUGACUCCAAGCCGGCUGACCUGGUCAUACGCCUUCUCCGCUUUAUUUGGAAUUGGCACUGCCGUUACGACGGUCAUACCUGUCGUCGCACUCGCCCUCUCCGUCCCGUCAUUCCUCCUCGGCGCCGCCGGCACUUUGAGCAUCUCAUGUCGCGCUCUCGGUGGCAUCAUCGGAAUCACAAUCUUCACCGCCAUCCACAACAACAGACUCGCAACACUGCUACCCAAGUACGUCGCUGGCGCUCUUCACGCCACCACGCAAGGCUCCGCAGCGAGCGAGGGACAGCUUUUGGGCGAGGUGCUCGGGGCUCUGGCGAAUUCUCCUCUACCACCUCCGGUCGCUCUCGAACAUAUCCAGCCUCCUUUGUCCAAGCAGGCCAUUGGAGCGGUGUUGGGGGCUUUAUCUAAUGCAGAGACCGGGGCGUGGAAGUAUGUUUGGGUGGCCAUCUCGGCGAUCGUGGCUGCCAAUGCGAUCGUGGCUUGCUUUGCCAGGCCGGUUGGGCAGAAUAUGAACCAGCACGUCGAGAGUGCGUUGGAGCAUACUGAGGUUCGGGCGAGGCAGAUGGAAAUCAAGCACGCAUCAUGA
Neohortaea acidophila is the source of this 1767-nucleotide messenger RNA. Its product is annotated as major facilitator superfamily domain-containing protein. Gene Ontology annotation, molecular function: transmembrane transporter activity. The record is from RefSeq and is a predicted model, not a curated record. Lineage: Eukaryota; Fungi; Ascomycota; Dothideomycetes; Mycosphaerellales; Teratosphaeriaceae. The transcript has 3 exons. Bases 1 to 1767 code for a protein of 588 amino acids. Gene Ontology annotation, biological process: transmembrane transport.